GCAAUACAUCAUCAAGUUCUUGCAAAGAAAUUCAAUUUCCAACAGAACUUGUUAAGCUUGAAGAAAAAAAAUCUAGAAAAUGGCCAUUGUUGGCACUCUUGUAGCUAUUGCAAUUGUUGCCUUAGCUUCUUCAUUAGCUUAUGCUUCUGAUCCCAGCCCUCUUCAGGAUUUUUGCGUCGCAGUUGACGACGCCAAAGCUUCUGUAUUUGUGAAUGGAAAGAUUUGCAAGGAUCCGAAAAUGGUGACAGCCGAUGAUUUCUUCUUUUCUGGACUUAACAAGCCCGGAAACACAUCAAAUAAAGUCGGAUCAAAAGUGACUCCGGUGAAUGUAAAUCAAAUAGCAGGGCUCAACACUCUCGGCAUUUCUUUAGUGCGCAUCGACUAUGCGCCGUAUGGCCAAAACCCCCCUCACACGCACCCUCGCGCAACUGAGAUUCUUGUUGUUGUCGAGGGCACUCUAUAUGUUGGAUUUGUGACUUCCAACCCGGCGGAUCCGACCCAGAAAAAUAAACUUUUUACGAAAGUUUUGUAUCCGGGAGAUGUGUUUGUGUUCCCACAAGGCCUUAUACAUUUUCAGUUCAACACUGGGAAAACUAAUGCCGUGGCGUUUGCCGGUCUCAGCAGCCAAAACCCGGGAGUGAUUACGAUUGCAAAUGCUGUGUUUGGUUCGGAACCUUCGGUUUCUUCUGAUGUUCUUACAAGAGCUUUCCAGGUCGAUAAGGAUGUGAUCAAAUACCUUCAGGGACAAUUCUGGUGGAACAACUAAAAGAGAACGUAGAAUGAAUUUUUUUUUACUUUAUUAUAACCAAUUGUUCUGUUGUAAUAUCAUUCAUUGUUUGCUCAUAUGAUAAAUUCAUGUUUGUUCUUUUAUUUGUCAGAGAUAUGUAUUAGGCUUUAGCCAUUGUUGCAAGAAAAUUGUCGUUUUGAAUGUGAUUGUGAAUCUACAAAAGAUUUAUGUUUGUAUACACUCUUUUGUAAGUUUUG
Molecule: messenger RNA, 984 nt
Organism: Andrographis paniculata
Lineage: Eukaryota; Viridiplantae; Streptophyta; Magnoliopsida; Lamiales; Acanthaceae
Product: germin-like protein subfamily 1 member 13
Exons: 2
Coding region: 80-766 (228 amino acids)
Cellular component (GO): cell wall
Molecular function (GO): manganese ion binding
Source: RefSeq, a predicted model, not a curated record